AUGCAGACUUCGAUCGCGAACAUCAGCAAGGACGAGCAAAUUCAGAAGCUGAGGAGUAUUUUCGCAACUUCCGAUAUUCCGAACGAUCCGAAGGUUUGGGAUAAAGCCUGGGUCGAGAGCACAACACCGUGGGAUGCAAGCCGAGCUCAGCCAGCGCUGGUAGAGCUGCUCAACGGUGUGCACGAUGCAGACACCAAGGUACCCGAUCUUCAAGGCAACCAGAUUCCUGUAUCACAAGUCAUCCCUAAGGGAGACGGUCUUGCUGUCAUUCCUGGCUGUGGAAGAGGCUACGAUGCUAGGAUCUUCGCUGAACGUGGUCUGACCAGCUACGGUCUCGAUAUCAGCUCCAGUGCUGUGGUUGCCGCAAAGAAUUGGCUCAAAGACCAGAACCUACCUGCUGACCUCGACUCCAAAGUCAUCUUUGAAGAGGCCGACUUCUUCACCCUCGGCACUGACAAGGCUUCCUCUCCAGCUCUAUCAAAGCCAGGACAAGCAUCGCUCUCCUACGACUACACAUUCCUGUGCGCCAUCCCGCCUUCCCUCCGCACGAGCUGGGCUGAGACCUACACGAGACUAAUGGCUAAAGACGGUAUCCUCAUCGCCCUUGUCUUCCCUAUUCACGGCGACCGACCAGGUGGACCUCCCUUCUCAAUCUCGCCCGAGCUGGUGCGUGAGCUUUUCAGCGCUCAGAAAAACUCGGAUGACGGAGCGGCGUGGCAAGAGCUUGCAAAUCUGCGGCCUAAAGGGGAAGGGACGCAACCCGAUGUGCAGCGCGUGAUGGUUUGGCGCCGCCUCUGA
Molecule: messenger RNA, 798 nt
Organism: Ustilago hordei
Lineage: Eukaryota; Fungi; Basidiomycota; Ustilaginomycetes; Ustilaginales; Ustilaginaceae
Exons: 2
Coding region: 1-798 (265 amino acids)
Molecular function (GO): S-adenosylmethionine-dependent methyltransferase activity
Source: RefSeq, a predicted model, not a curated record